This is a messenger RNA of Octodon degus (degu), 2790 nucleotides long. It is a transcript of the gene Slamf8, whose product is annotated as SLAM family member 8. Gene Ontology annotation, biological process: regulation of B cell differentiation; leukocyte chemotaxis involved in inflammatory response. The transcript is spliced from 5 exons. The record is from RefSeq and is a predicted model, not a curated record. Bases 51 to 872 code for a protein of 273 amino acids. Gene Ontology annotation, molecular function: signaling receptor activity. NCBI's taxonomy places the organism in Eukaryota, Metazoa, Chordata, Mammalia, Rodentia, Octodontidae.
UGUUCUGGGCUCCGACUGUGGAGCGAGCUUUCCUGUCUCUCCAGAGGAGGAUGGCCAUGUGGUUCCUGUGUCUUUUGCUUCUCUGGAAAGUUGCAGGUGCCCAAGUGCUGAGCAAGGUGGGGGGCUCUGUGCUGCUGGCAGCAGAGCAGCCCCCUGGUUUCCAAGUCCGCGAGGCCAUCUGGCGAUCACUCUGGCCUUUGGAGGAGCUCUUGGCCACGUGUUUUCGGGGCUCCCUUGAGACACUGUACCACUCCCGCUUCCUGGGCCGAGCCCAGCUGCAUCACAACCUCAGCCUGGAGCUCGGUCCCCUACAGGCUGGGGACAGUGGCAACUUCUCCGUGCUCAUAGUGGACACCAGUGGCCGGACCUUGACCCGUACCCUGCAGCUCAAGGUGUAUGAUGCGGUUCCCAGGCCCACAGUUCAAGUCUUCAUCGCUGUGGAAGAUAAUGCUCAGCCUCCCAAUACCUGCCAGGUCUUCUUGUCCUGCUGGGCCCCCAACAUCAGUGACAUAACCUACAGCUGGCGACGGGAAGGAAUGAUGGACUUUGAUGUUGGAAGGCACGGCCUCUUCACAGACCAACAGGUACUGAGUCUUUCUCUGGGACUGAGGGACAAGGAUACGGCCUAUUCCUGCAUUGUCUCCAACCCCGUCAGCUGGGACUCAGCCACAGUCACCCCCUGGGAGAGCUGCCAUCGUGAAGCAGCUUCAGGGAAGUCCUCCUACAAAGAUAUGCUGCUGGUGGUGGUGCCUGUCUCACUGUUCCUGUUGCUGGUGGGUGUGUUCUCCGUGCGGUACAGUGGCCCCUGCUCAGGGAAAAAGAACGACCAUACUGAUGAAGUGGCUCCAGAGACAGAGAACCCCCUUGUGUAGGAAGUGCCCUGAGAGACAGGAUAAGCUGACACCUGGGGCUUGAAAAGCCUCCCUGUCCAAGCACAUGAUGCCCCAGGACACAGCCCCAUAAAGAUAACCACAGUCCUCCUAUCUUCAAGGAGACUCCCGUUCCACUUCCAACGACCAUGCGGAACAGCUGUCACACUAGAAGGACAAAAGGCACUGGCCUACACUUCCAUGAUUCUCCCCUUUGACACUCUGCUCUGCGCUGGCCCUGAUGGGCCUAACAAAACAUUCCCUCAAGAACACUGGAAGUUCUCCAGGAUCCACAGAGAUAUUGGUUGUCCAAGCAUCCACUCCCCCACCACUACCCAUGAAGUAUUGCCCAACUGCACCAAAAGAUUGCCUAUAGCCUGCCUCCUGGACUCCAAAAGACAUUGGACAUCAGCACUAGCAAGAAAACUGAAUCACACCCUGCAUCUCCAGCUCCAGAUGGUCAAGGUCUUGUCAUAAGAAAUGUCCACAGUAGGCGCAGGUGAGAGGGGAGGCAAAGGUUUCUCUUUCUGGCCUGAACAACAUUCAGGUCACCUGAGUUUGUAGUCCCUUAAAGCAAAUUGCAGCUAUAGAUGACCAAUGAUGAUCUACAUCCAUGGUCAGAAUGAGAGCCACCAAAGAGUAGGCAUCUUCAGAGCUGGGGAGAUAGCUCAAUAGAAUAAGAACUUGCCUGGCAAGUGUAAGGGCCUGAGUACAAUCCCCGGUUCUGCCAAAAAAUAAAAAACAGACCAAAGAGUAGGCAUCUUCACCAUUUCCAUUCACCUUCACAUAUCCUAAAGGAUCUUGGGAGGUUCUGCCUUCAUUCACUAGCACAGUUGCUGGGAAAUGAGGGACUGAAUUAGCCAACAGGAAGUUCUUAUGCAACUUGGAGCAAAGCAGCUGAGCUCAGGAGAAUUCUUUAUCCUUGAUACUUAAAGAGGGAAGAACCAGGAAAAGGAGGAGAGUUGUGGAGGGGAAGGAUGCGGAAGCAUUUUAGAAGCUUCCACAUUGACUUUCAGAAGCAAUUAAAGAAGCCCUCCCCCCACCUCCAAAUGCAACAGGAAAAACAAAGAAUCUGGUGCUCAAGGGAAGAUGGUCAGUAUCACUUUGACACACGGGAUGGAAAAUGUUAUUGUGGCCACAUCUGGAGCAUACACUGUGCCACUGAGGAACUCCAUCUGGAAAAGCUCUGGACUUUUUAUUGCCACUGGAAAAAACUUGAUGAGCUAAAUUCACAUUCAGGGAUUAGUAGUUAAAAAGCUUAUAUGGUUAUUCCCACUAAAGUGAAACUGGAUAUUAUUCUGGGGACUCAUUCAAGUCUUGAUAAUAGAAAGGGAGGAAGCAUUGCAGAAAUAGGAUAAGUUUGGGGUAUUUGUCCACGGUGGCUUUAGUCUCUCGCCUUGGUAUGUCAGUAUUGUCUUAGGAACUCCUCCCUCCUCCCAGGGUCCCAGGAAGAUGUCACUUUGGGUGAAGAACCAGCACAACUGGCUCCCAGGAUCACAUCACCACCCCUCCAUUUGACUGUUCCUGGCUUUUCCCUUCCUGGCUUGGUCAGAGGUCCCCUGUUGGUCACGUGCUUAGCCUGCAGCCCUUUCCUCCACCCACUUCUCCCCUGUCUCCUUCUCUCAAGCCUACCUGUUGCCAACUCAGGCCCACGUGCAGCCUGCAAUAGGUGCUGCCCUCCCCUGUCACCUAGAGGCAUUCCUCAUGGCUGGCCAAUGACUCAUACAAACCCAGCAGCUCCCUGAAAGUAAUGUGAGAAAGAAAGCUCUAGCAGUGAAUCAUGAUAACUUCUUUAGAAAUAUACCACUCUCCACCUUUCUUUCCUUGAUCCUGGGGCUUUACCUCAAAUCAGAAAGGUUCUAAAUGGAAUAGGACCCAUAGUUCUCCCUGCACAAGGGGACUCUUGAUGGCCUUGUAUGGA